AUGCGAACUGCGGCAGAGAUCCGUCAGUUAUUUCGUUAUUGCAGUGGCUCCAUCCAUCUCGACCGUCCGCCGCCAGCUCGGUCGAACUCGGCGUACACCUCGGAGCUGGCCAAGCAGGUGCACCGGCUCAUCACGAAGCCGUCCCCGGCACGGCUGGUGCUGCUCCGGGCGACCGAGCGCGCCACCGGCGUGCCCGACGCGCAGCCGUACUACACCUGCUUCUACUGCGAGUGCCGGUUCGAGCAGCAGAGCACCCGCAACAGGCACAUGGGUCGGGCGCACAGGAGCGAGAUGAUCUGCUCCAGGUUGAAGCGGGAGAAGCCGGAGGAUGACCCGGACGACGUGGCCGUCGGAGUCGAGUCCGACAACAGCUGGCGUGAACCGAACAACACCAUUUGGAUGCCCGGCGUGCCGGCCGGAGACACGGGAGCCGAUGGCGAUUUCCUCUGCCCAGAGACGAAGCCUCGAGCAGUGGGGUCUCCGGCCUCGGAGUACCCCCUCGGAUCCGGCGGCUGGCAGGAGACGGACGGCACGGGAGCGGCAGGCGCCGGCAGGGGGUCGCCGGGGUCCGCUGCGCCCUCGGCUUCGGCAGCGCACAUCGAGGAGCGGCAACCGGCCAGCACGACGACAGCAGGCUCUGCCACGUCGACGGAACAGCUGGGCCGCAGCGACCGGUCGGCGGGGCUGAAGACGCAGAUCUCGACAGCUCUCGGAGGGCUCCUCGACCGAGCCCUCAACAACCGGCUGGAGAGAGGACUCAGCCCGGGCCUCAACCGACAGACGCCGAGCCAGCUGCAGGAGCAGACGACGCACCGCCCUGCGCCCACCUCCGCGUCGGGAGGGUCGUCGACGGGCCGGUGGCGACGUGUGUACAACACGGAGCUGGCGAAAAAAGUGCGACAGCAGCUGAUGCCGAUAUCUGCCCGCAAGUUUCCGGUCCGACGGCGUGCAGCUGUGGGCGCUGCCGGCAACUCCGACUCCCACCGCUACGCCUGCUUGUACUGCGAGAGCCGGUUCGACCAGCAGCUCAAUCACCAGGCGCACAUGAUACAGGUGCACAAGGACGAGAUGAUCUCCACCAAGCCGAAGCGCGUGAAGCCCGAGAAGGACCCAGGCGACGCGUCUGCCGGUGAAGACUCCGACCACAGUUGGCGUGAACCGAGCCCCACCUGUUUGAUGUCAGACGCACCCUGCGGAGACACGGGAGGUGACGGCAGUUUCAUCUGCUCAGAGUUGACGUCUUCGGCCCCCGAGUGCCGUGGCGAAUCGGACGGCCGGUCGGAGACGGACGGUGCAGGAGUGGCGGGUGGCGGCAGUGGCCCGUCAGAGUCCGCCGAGACUGCGUCACCGGACGCGACUGCCGACUCGUCGCGCGUGCUGACCUGCCCGCACUGCCUCAGACUGGUGGCGGGGAAGGACGCUCUGGCGGCACACGUCGCCGAGGAGCACCGGGCCAGCAUGACGACAGGCUCCACCACGUCGAUGGGACAGUCGGGCUGUAGCGACCGGUCGUUGGGGCUGAAGACGCAGAUUUCGACGGCUUUUGGUGGGCUGCUGGACCGAGCCCUCAACAACCGGCUGGAGAAGGGAGUCGGACCGAGUGACCACCUCCACAGCAUCGACGGACCGAUGCCGAGCCAGCUGCGAGAGCAGACGACUCGUUGCCCCGCGUCGGAAACGUCGUCGACGGGCCGGUGGCGACGUGUGUACGACACGGAGCUGGCGAAAAAGGUGCGGCAGCAGCUGACGUCCCAGCCUCCCCAGCGUGCAGUAGAUGGCUCUGCCAAAAACUCUGACUCGCAUCGCUUCGCCUGCUCGUACUGCGAGAGCCGGUUUCAGCAACUGAGCACUUACAACAGGCACCUGCUGCACGCGCACAGCAGCGAGGUGACCUGCUCCUGGUUGAAGCAGGAGCAGCCCGAGGACGACCCGGGUGACGCGUCUGCCGGCGAAGACUCUGAUCGCAAGUCCACACUUUCGGCCCCCGAGUGCCCUGGCGAAUCGGACGGACGGCCGGAGACAGGCGGCGCGGGAGCGGCAGGUGGUGGCGGUGGCUCGUCAGAGUCCACCGCGGCUGCCGAGGCCUCGGCUCCGAACGAGACUGCCGACUCGUCACACGUGCCGGCCUGUCCGCACUGCCGCAUACUGCUGGCGGGGAAGGACGCACUGGCGACACACGUCGCCGAGGAGCACCCGGCCAGUGUGGCGACAGACGAUUCCGCCGAGUCGACGGCGAUGCCGGGCUGCGGUGACGAUUCGAUAGAGCUGAAGACGCACAUUUCGUCAGCUCUGGGAGGACUGCUGGACCGGGCCCUCGACAACUGGCCGGAGAGGGGACUCGGCCGAGGUGGCUCUGCCCACCUCUCCAGCCCCGACUGGCCGACGCCGAGCCACCGGGGACCUGCCGGACAGACCCAGCCGCGGAAGGCCGACUCGCAGCGCUACGCCUGCUUCUACUGCGAGUGCCGGUUCGAAAACCUGAGCGCUCACAAGUGGCACACGAUUCACACGCACACGAACGAAAUGAUCUCUUCCGAGUCGAAGGGAGUGAAGCCCGAGGGCGACCCGGCUGAUGCGUCUGCAGGUGAAGACUCCAACUACAGUUGGCGUGACCUGAGCCCCACCAUUUGGACAUCGGACACACCUGCCGGAGGCACGGGAGGUGAUGGCGAUUUCAUCUGCCCAGAUUGCAGCAUCAGCUUCAGGACUCUGCCGGAAGUAGACGCACACCGCCAAGCGGAGCACGGUCGUCCCGAGUCCCCGCUGCGGGAGUCGGCGGCGUUGCGGGAUGCAGUCCGCGACGGCUGCGCGGAGGGAGACGCCGAGUCCGGUCGGGCCGCUCCUGCCUCUCCGCCCGAGGGAGAGCUCGUAGAGCGGCAGGCGACGGAGGCGCACCGGCAGGACUCGCAGGCCGCGUUCGACCUGACAGUGGUGGAAGCUGACCCACUCGUGCCUCCACAGCAAGAGAUUGAGACCAUAUUCGUCACGGAAGAGACUUCGUUCCUGCACGAAUGGGAGUCACCCGACGGCCUCAGUAUUGCACGGGAUCCCCUGAGCUUCGAGGAAGAGGUCGAAGGACCUACCGAUGAUCUGAUUCCUGUUUGUGAUCUGCAGACCAUUAAGACAGAGGUUGUUGAAGAUCCAUUAGCAGUCUCUGGGCUCAUCGACUGUAUUGAUGAGGAUCGAGACUUAGGUUUAGGAACGGAUACAACUGACGAAGAGGCAGCCACCAGAGGGCAUACUUCAGCUAUUACACGUACCACCGUCCCGACUUCGACCGGGCCGUCAGUCUCCGAGGUCGGCGGCAUCGGACGUGACGCCCCCGACUCGACCCACCUCGGCUCGGCACCGGACGUGGUACAGGUGACGGGCGACUCCACUGCUCCGGCCUCGACAUCCGGUGGCAGUGCCGACAGUGGUAACGGUGCCGCCGAUACUUAUAGAGGGGGAAUCGUCACGGGCAGCGUCGAAAAUGGGUCGGGAGAGGAGCGGCACUCUGGCGGUGCCGACUCGCCCGGUGCUGCCCACGUGAAGCCGCCAUUUUCCUAUGCGGAGCUCAUCGCGACGGCCAUAACCAAUUCGCCGAACAGGAGGGCGACGCUGUCGGAGAUCAACGCCUACAUCGUGAGUCACUUUCCCUACUACGAGCACAAGAAAGGCUGGCAGAACUCGAUUCGCUACAACCUCUCGCUCCACAGGUGCUUCGUCAAAGUGCCGCAGGAGGGCGGCAACCGCAGAGGCAACUGCCGGAGCGGCUAUCGCAAAGGCAACUACUGGAUGCUCGACCCGAAAUAUGAGGCCAUGUUCGAGAAUGGCAAAUUCCGACGUCACGGGCGCACAAAGUGGUCGCCUUGGAGGUGUCUGGGGGCGGCGACCUCCCCCGCACUGCCCUCGGGCACCGGUGCCGUCUACCGCCCACACUACGCGCACCGGAACGACCGCCAGCAGCCGGUAACACCCCAGUUGCGGGACGCCCCCGUCGCGUUACUCUUCGGGCCCGCACAACUCUGGGAAGCAGCUACUGCCGAGAGCGGGGGCGGAGACUUCGGCAUCGGAGACGGAGCCGUAUCGGCUCACGCCUACCUGCGAAAUGCGCGGUACGAGCAGAGGUCUAUUCAAACUUCUGAUGGGAACGACAGUGCUUCAUUUGAAGAAAGUAAUCGCCGAGAUGUGGCACCUGAUGAUGUGGUUGUGGAGCAAGAGAAGCCAACACCCUUCAUCAGUUGUAGUGUUCCGACACGAGGAAUUGUCUCACCAGAGGACAAUUCCAUCUGCAGUGCAGACGAUACGAGCACUACGGACAAUAAUGUAUCUGUCUUCACCUGCAGUUCGUGCCUACAGAGUUUUUCGUCAAAAUACAGCCUCGUAAUGCACGUGUUCCUCCACGUCGACGGUGUGGAACCGCCAUCGCACGUCUGUAGAUACUGUGGAGAUGUGUUUCUCACUCGUCGUGGCCUGAAUAAGCAUUUGAGGACGAAAGACGGUGACGAGACUGUGAGUGCACACACGUUUUCUGACACUAGAAAAAAGCUCGUCUAAUCAUCUAGGAGAGGGAUGUGUUUGUACAGGGGGUGAGUUACACCGAAGCAUUUACUAAGUCAAGAAAAACAACUACCGCCCAAAAUAAGUCCCGGGAAUUUCUCCUCCUGCCCUCACUAAAUAAAAUAUUUUUGUUUUGUUCCAUAAAUUACAUAAAUAACUGUAUAUUAACUCACAGCAAAGCUCUUCAGCUUUGAAUAUUGUCUGGUCAAAUAAUGUGUUUGUUUGUAUUAUAUAAAUUUUGUAAUUAGUUUAAGUUUGCUCAGUAAUGUUUGAUGAGUUGAUUUGUAGAUAUGGAGAUACUUUAUUUAAAUUCAUAUGUAUUCAGUGCUGCAUGUGUCGCAGAUACAGUGAAACAAGUUGAAUGAUACUUAAACGUAUACUGAAGAAACUGUGUUAAGUUUAUGUUCUUAAGUAUGUUACAUUCAUUGUAAUCUUUAAAGAUGUUGAAGAUAUUUUUGAAACUAUUACCUUCUUGUUAAUACUCGUGUUAAGCUGUAAAUGUUACCUGUGAAAUAUAGUAUGUACUUAUGUGUCAGCUGUUUCAUUUCCCAAAA
Molecule: messenger RNA, 5096 nt
Organism: Schistocerca cancellata (South American locust)
Lineage: Eukaryota; Metazoa; Arthropoda; Insecta; Orthoptera; Acrididae
Exons: 28
Coding region: 1-4539 (1512 amino acids)
Biological process (GO): cell differentiation; anatomical structure morphogenesis; regulation of transcription by RNA polymerase II
Molecular function (GO): DNA-binding transcription factor activity, RNA polymerase II-specific; RNA polymerase II cis-regulatory region sequence-specific DNA binding
Source: RefSeq, a predicted model, not a curated record